AUGGCUACUAUUGACAUUAUUCAAACUAGAGACUUUACUGAACAAUGUUAUCUACAUAGUGAUUGCUCCUCUGUAAGUAAGAUAGAAAAACAGAAAACAGUUCUCACUUCAGAAAUAGAUAUUCCAAAACAAGAAUUUCUUAUUGAAAAAAAGAAAUAUUCAUUAAAUGAAUCAAAAACAAUACAAGAAGUUCAAAUUCGUAGUCUUUCUCAUUGGUCACAUUUUACACCAAAUAGUGAAUCAAUGGCAUCUGCUGGUUGGUUUUCAUGUAAUGUUAAUGAUCGAGUUAUUUGUAUAUAUUGUAAUACAAUUUGUUAUCAAUGGACAAUUAAUGAUGAUCCAGCUGAAGUUCAUACAAGAAUUGCUCCACAAUGUCCAUUUGUUCUUUUAAUGCCUUCAAAAAUAAUUCACCAAAAAUAA
This is a messenger RNA of Rotaria sp. Silwood1, 420 nucleotides long. The record is from the annotation of a GenBank genome assembly. Lineage: Eukaryota; Metazoa; Rotifera; Eurotatoria; Philodinida; Philodinidae.